AUGAAUUUCCGCCGUGCGAUGAGCAUUGCCGCGUCCUGUGGGCAGAAACCAAAACCUGAUCCAGCGGAUUUAACGCGUGUAGGAACGGAGAAAGAAAGGAUGCACGCACAUGUAUCCCAAAAUCCGAGGAAGAGAGUCUCGAUAGAUGGCGCUGCGCGACUCCGAUCCGCCACGUGCGCUCUAGUGGACGUAUAGUCUCGGUCCGCCGUCGAGUUCACAAGCCAUUUUGUGCAUCGUUGCGAGCAGCUGUGCGAGGAAUAUUACUUGUCGUUUCGCCGCAAAAUGUCAACGUUCGCGUGUCCGUGAUCGACGUACGUGCGUUGAGGUGCCACCGUGGGCACACACCGGCGCGUCACGAGCGGACGCGGACGACGGACGCUCGGCGUGAUUCGCGGAGCGGGGUCGCGCAUCGUGGAAUUCUAGACGAGAGACAAAGAACAUCCGCGGCACCUUUUAUUAACCUUGACCCGUUCGUCACAACAAUUGCGAACCACCGAUAAUGAAGAUAUCACGUGCGCAAUAAGAACUUUGAAGAGAGAGAGGGAGAGAGAGAGAGAGUAAUUAUUGGAAUAAUUACUUGAUUAAUUGCUUAUAUUACAAUAUAAGAGAACCUAUGGUAGAUCUUAAUGAUAUUUUUCGGUCAAACGUUGGAUGAAUCGGCUAUCUAAGAAGAUUAUUAAAAUGCGAAUUUAUCUGCCAAUAGUAUAUCAUAUCUUCGAUCACUUUGAUAGUGCAUAUUCUAUUGUACAUAUUGUUUGGGUUAUUUAAGCAAGAUGAGUAACGAGAACGUGGAAAGUCGGCUGCUGCCUCAGGUGGCGGCUGAGGAUUCCCCUGUAUUCCCCGACACAGGCUUGUCAUGCAUAGACGUGUGGAUGGAGAAGAUGAACAAGGGAGUGUUGACCAGCCUGAACUUCCGGGAAUUUUGGCGAGUGUGGGUGCCCAAGAUCUACAGUCCGGAGCGCAACGGCAAUUGCCUGGCGUGGAACAUCGACGAGGCAAAGGCGCAGAAGAUACUGUUCAGCCCUCUGGAGAGAUUCAUCUGCAACGGCGACCCGCAGACGGUCCUGAAGGAGCUCACCAAGAUGGACAAUCCGCCGUCGAUGUGCGGCCGCGUGUUCAAGAUGGGCGAGCCAACCUACAGCUGUCGGCAGUGCGGUGUGGACUCCACUUGUGUUUUGUGCGUCGGCUGCUUCCAGCAGUCCGCUCACCGGGAUCACAAGUACAAGAUGGGCACGUCCGGCGGGGGUGGUUGCUGCGACUGCGGCGACACCGAAGCCUGGAAGAAGGACCCGUUCUGCGAGAUACACAUGGCCGGUACCCAGUCGAAGGAGUCGCGCGGCAACAAGCUACCCGGCGACAUCGCCGAACGAGCGGUGGUAGCGUUCGAGGCCGUGCUGGAGUACUGCUACGAGCUGCUGACUCUCAAGUACACGGUGGCGCUGCCGGCGAAUUUGUGCGUCAAGGACUCGUGCUUCGACCUAGCCGCGGAGAAACUGGACGAUUUCGACAGUUACUGUACGGUGCUUUUUAACGACGAGACUCACACUUUCGAUCAAGUGAUCACCACCCUGGUGCGCGUCCUCAAGUGCUUGCAGCGGGACGCGGUGGAAUACGUGAACAACGUGGACAGGGAGGGCAGGGCCGUGGUGAGGUGCUCGGUGUUCCGGCAUUGCAACGAACUGAGGUCGGACAUCGAGAGGUUCACCUCGCGCCACAGCAACCGGCCGCUCAAGGUACUGGUCCUGCACACUCACGUGGUCGCCCAUCAGAUGUUCUCCAUGAAACUGCUCAAUUGGCUGCAACAGUUCAUAAGCCAGUGCGAGGGCUUUCGCGUGCUGUUCAGCAACAUCGCUUUAAACACCAAGCUACCCGACACCUCGAUCGUCGAGGGCAUCCUCACGAGAGAUUCGCAGCUGUGGAAGACCGCGAGGACCUCGUGGCAUCGGCUGCUUAUCACCGGAAUGCUCAUGGAGUACGAGAGCAAGAAGUCGCUCGCCGUGGUGUUCACUUACAACUACGGUUCGGUGAUGAAGGACUUCAUCCGGGACGACCACGACCACUCCUUCUCCAUCGUCUCGCUCUCCGUGCAGCUGUUCACAGUGCCAACUUUAGCCCAUCAUCUAAUCGCCCAUCACGACGUACUGUUCAUCCUGCUGAACACGCUCAUCUCUGAGAGCGCCCGGCGGUGCAACGCGGCCGGAAAGCUGGAGUUCGAGAGGAACACGCCGAACACCUCCUUCAAGAGGGCUCUCUUCAUAUUCUACGAUCUUCGCUACUUGCUGAGCGCCAAGCCGGACGAGUGGACCGACGAGCUGAGACGGGGCUACCUGCAGGGAGUCUCGUUGCUGUUCACGCUCUUCUGCAGCAUGCAGUGCAUGGACGCUGUGUUGCGGCAGGUCGGCCAGCACAUGGAAUACGAGCCCGAGUGGGAGUCGGCGAUCACCCUGCACUUCAAGCUGGCGCCGGUCAUCACUCUGGCCCUGGAGUGGUGUGGCUCGGACAAGGUCGUGCUGAUCAAGUCCUUCAUAAUGGUGCUGAGGAAGCUGCACGAGCAACUGGGCAAUGAACCGGCGCCGAGCCAAGUGCGAGAACUGGCGGAUCAUAGCGCGACCUGCCUGCAGUACGACGUGUCGUCCCAGCCGGUCUCCAUACACCUGCCGCUCUCGCGAUUCCUCGCCGGCCUCUUCCUGCAUCUGGAGAAGUACAACCUGCACUUCCAGUCGCCGGAAUUCAUCAAUCAGACGAGACCGACGCCGGAGCAGAUCAUCGAGCCCGUACUGACCGCGCAGGUCAUGAUAUCGCAGGUUUAUUCGGGCAUGUGGCGUCGCAACGGCUACUCCUUGCUAAAUCAACUGUUCUUCUACCACAGCGUGAAAUGCCGCCACGAGAUGCUGGACCGCGACAUCGUUCUGCUUCAAGUCGGCGCAUCCUUGAUCGAGAGUAACGAAUUCCUUAUUCACGUUCUGAACAAGUUCAACCUGCUCAACUGGGCGCACCCGGACUUCGAGGUGAACGCCCUGAAGAACCCGGAAGAGGAUAGCAUAAGGCAGACGAUCAGCCUAGUGGAGGAGUUCCUCGGCCUGCUCAUCACGAUCAUAGGCGAGAGAUACGUGCCCGGUGUCGGUCAGGUAACUGCGGACGACCGUUUCAAGAAGGAGAUCAUACAGCAGCUGUGCAUCAAGCCGCAGCCGCAUUCGGAGCUUAUCAAGCAACUAGUGGACGAUUCGCAGCAUCUGGAGCCCGACAUGGAGACGGUGAUAUGCGAGGUGGCCGACUUCAAGAAACCGGCGCGGUUGUCCGCGCGGAAAGGUGUGUACGAACUGAAGCCACAUCUCUACUCGGAGUACAACAUAUUCUUUUACCACUACACCAAGGAGGAAUUGAGCAUAUCCGAGGAGGCUCAGCGGAAACGCAGGAAGGCCCUGGGCGAGCUGGAGUGCUGCCCGCCGCCGAAACUGCCCCGACUGACGGAGACGUUCAGCCUGGUGGCGAAUUUGCUGCAGUGCGACGUGAUGCUGCACAUCAUGCGGACCGUGUUGGAGCGAGCGCAGAAUUUCACCGCCAGGAGCUUCUCCGAGUCGCAGGUGCACAAGAUACUGCAUCUCAUCGGUUACGCGUUGCAGGAGCAAGAGUCCGGCCACUACCCGUUCCUCGCGUUCCCCGAGAGAGCGGCCAAGUGGAACAUCUACAAGCUGCUGGAGGACCUGUCCAGCAACCAGCGCAUCGAGGCGCACAAGGACCUGCUGACGUGGGUUCUGGCCAAGUAUCGCGAGGUCGCCAGUUACGUCGCAAUGGACGUGACGCCGGCCCCUCCGCAGGACGAGCAGCAGUCCGCCGACAUGGCCGAGGCCAACAAGAUGGACAAGGAGUGGCGCACGAAGAUGGCAGCGCAGAAACGCGCCAAGGUGAUGGCGCAGAUGGCCGCGAUGCAGAAGCACUUCAUGAAGAAGAACGCGACGUUGUUCGAGGAGGCGAGCUUGGAGGCGAACAAGAGCGGCGAGCGUGGCUCCGUGAUGGACCUGACCGAGCCCUCGCAGGAAGAGGCGCCGGUCGCCGUCGGCCUCGGCCAGACCAGCAGGAUGCCCGAACAGAUGACCUACACUUGCAUCCUCUGCCAAGAGGACCAGGUGGUGACGGCCGCCGGGCCGGCGAUGGUGCUGGCUACUUUCGUGCAACAGUCCACCGUGCUGUGCCAGUGCAGGCCCGACAACGACGAGACCAAUCCCCUGUAUCUGUCGGCCAAGCUCGGCGCGUCGCCGUACACGAGCACGUGCGGCCACGUGAUGCACGGACGUUGCUGGCAGGACUAUUUCGAUAACGUCCUCGCGAAGGAGAACCGUCGUCCCUACCGUAUGCGACAGCCGGCAAGUUUCGACGCCGAGAACCACGAGUACCUUUGCCCGCUGUGCGAGUGCCUGAGCAACACCGUUCUGCUGCUGGUGCCGCCCCUGGGGAUGCUACAGCCGACCCCCGAGAAACAGCCGGACGUCAGCUUCGAGCAGUGGCUGGACGUGAUGUGGCUCGCGCUCGAGUGCAAGCCGAACCGCAAGUUCGGCAAGAAAACCAUGGAGGUGGAGGACGAGGAGAUGCUGGACGAGGACGCGACGAUCGUGCCUCCCAUGAGCGUACUGCGACGGGAGCUGGGAGACGCGGUGGCGGACGCCUUCGAGUCCGCGUAUUCGCAGUCCGGGCCGCGUCUCGCGGACGGUAUGGAGAGUAUGAUACAAGUGUUCGCCGCGUUGUUCACCCAGGUGACGUACCUGAAGGGCUCCAGCCCGAUCGACGACGAACAAGUGCCGCUGUGGGCGUGGAAGUCUACGGCCUACACGAUCCAUGCGAUCGAGUUCCUGCUGCGCGACAUGGAGAAACCGCUGCUCGGCGCCCUGUCCUCCCGGCAGCGGGACAGCCUGCAGAAUCUCGCGAGGAUGUCGGCCCUGUUGGCCGCGUCGUUCGCCAAUCACUCGCAUCUCUGGGCGGACCGAGAGAUGCUGGUGAGCCAGGCGAUCACGCUGCUGACUCUGCUGCUGGAGAACCAGGGGCCCUGCAUCUUCGACUGGGACCCGUUCGGCGUGCUGGUGCCGUUGAUCAACCUGUUGCCGAGCCUCUUUUACACGAAACCCAACGACACGUCGCCGCCCAUCAUCACGGGCGGCGUUUUCGAGUCGCACGCGCUCAGGCUCGUCUUCAUCUGCCACAUCGUGAAGAUCCUGUUUACCAUCGACCUGGGCCCGCUCGAGAGCAGCAUGGACGUGGACAGUCGCGAGGCGGACGGCGCCGCGGCCGAGAACGCCGCCGACUCGGACCUCGUGCUGAUGCAGAUACUCGGCACGCAGAUCAACGAUCAGAACGUCGCGAACGAGCUGUGGCGCCGGGUGGAGACCGGCUGCCGGCCGUUCCUGCGAUGCUGCGCCCUCUACUUCCACUACGUGACCGACGUGCCGGCUCCGGAAGCCCUGAUGCAGGCGCACGGUGACACGUACGAGAACAUCUGCGUGUACCUCGGUCUACCCACCACCUGUCGCGCCUUGAUCAACGCUCAUCUGAACGUGGUGCUGAAAUUGACGCACGUAUGGAAGAGCCAUCCCACCGUCUGGCAGCACCUAUUGGGCGUGAAGAAGGUGCCGGUCGUCAAGGACCCGCUCAGGGUGAACAAACUGAUCGACCUGCCGGAGGACUACAGCGAUCUCAUCAACUCGAUAUCCACCUUCACCUGCCCGAACAGCGACCAGGAGGACUCCCGCAACCCCACCCUGUGCCUCGUGUGUGGUGAGAUGCUGUGCUCGCAGAGUUACUGCUGCCAGACCGAGAUGAACAAGAUGUCGGUGGGCGCGUGCACCUACCACACGACCAAAUGCGGCACCGGGGUCGGCAUGUUCCUGCGGGUGCGCGAGUGCGACGUGCUGUUCUUGCGCAGCCCGACCCGCGGCAGCCACAUGUGCCCGCCGUACCUCGACGAGUACGGGGAGACGGACCAGGGCCUGCGCCGCGGCAACCCGCUGCACCUCAGCCACGAGAAGUACCAGCGGCUCAACUACAUCUGGCUGGGCCACGAAUUGCACGAGUCCAUCGCGAGGGCCAUCGAAUCCUCGAGCAGCAUGGUGCCGACCCAGUGGCAGCACAUGUAACCUUGUAAUUCCAACGGGAACAGCGCGAUCCCCACGCUGUCUAAUACCUUUGGAAGAAUGAGAGAAAGAGGGAGAAAAAGAACACACGAAAAAAAGAAAGAAAAACGAAAGCGGAAGUGAAGUCGAGUAAUUCUUUUAACGCUUAGCGUAAACGAGAAUGUAGCAGCAGCAGCAGCCUAGGUAUCGUGAUAUCGUUGAUUGUCCGUUCGAGUCGCUGCAGUGACAAAAUUAAUUUAUUGCGAGAGAGAGAGAGAGAGAGAGAGAGAGAAGCGCGCUCUCCCUCGCGGACGUGAAUUUGUAUAUUUAGAACCGACGAGAGAUUGAAUAUUGUUUCUCUCCCAGCGUUGCAACGUCGUUUUUAGAUUGUUUUCAGAGUUUACGAAACCCCUUCUCUCCCUGUGUCUUGAAUUGUAUGUUAAAAUACAUAUUUGUUUAUACGCGUAUAUAUUAACAAAUUGUUGUCUCGAAAGAAGCUUUGUGUUGCUUGUACUAGAACUAACCAAUAACGACAUUACUUCUUUUAUCUGACCGUCGAUCUCGCAGUCGUGUUUCCCUUCCGUUCCGUGACCUCGGAGGAUUUUUUUACGGCGUAAAUUCAAGCGAAUGUUUCACACCGGUAGUCUGUACGAGACCUGCGUUUCCGAAACACUAGACUCCUCUGGAAGGCCUGGAGCAACAAGCGACACAUUCACUCGUACGACAAAAUACAUAUACACACAUCGCCGUGUCUACCUUCGAGUUAAUUUAUUCGCUACCUUCUGUGUAGAAUAACGCACGUGGCCACAUUGAUUCGCAGGCCGAUUCGCUCGAACGCGAAUGGCGGUGCCGCGUGUCGCCGAACCGGACGCCAAUCCACUGUGAUGCACUUUUGUAAAGCGCCGAUCGCGAAUUGCUCUAAGUCGACCAGAGAGAGAGAGAGAAAGAGAGAGAGAGAGAGCACAUCCUUCACUUCUCCAUCCUCGUCCACACCUCGUCCGAAGAGAGUUCACUAGUUAGGGACUAGUCAUGUCCCGUUCGCGAUUAUUCCUGCCAUCGUUUGAUAUUUUUUAGGAGGCUCGAUAUUUUAUGCGUCAAAAAAAACUGUAGCCUGGUCGGGCCCGCCGCGAGCUUUCGCGAUUCGCUGAGCUUCCUGAGGUUUCGGGCGCCGAGGAGAACGCGCGGUGACGGGAACGCUUCGGCGAACGCGUGUAGAUAGAAUGUAAAAGAAAUUUCGCGGGAGGAGUUGAUCUGGAGGAGUAAUUUUUAAAAUUUCAAUGGUGAAGAAAUAAAUUCUGUGACGUAACGCCUCUCUGUUUCUUAUCGUCGGUCUUCUAGCUGCUAGUCGCGGACAAUGAUCGCGUCGGAUCCGCGACGCUACAGUAUUUAGCUUUGUCACUUCGCGACGCUGAUAUCCGAACCGCUUCGGUGUCGCAUUUAACGCUGCGCAUGCAGCCACCGUGUGAUUCGAGCCGCUGCCUUUGUCCGUCACGCUAUCGCUCUGUCAUGAGUACAAUAAUUAGCGCCGGGGUUCCCAGGUAUUCAAAUGUCCGAAAUCGAUCCCCCAUCCGGAAACUCGAAACCGAAACCGCGCUAUUCGGAUCAUCCGAGUUAUUCGGAUCCAGGUGCGGACCAGAAUCGAGAUCCGAAUCGAGAAUCGGAUUCAGAUUCAAUUAAGUCAGCUUAACCCUUUCAGCGCCACAUAUCUAUAACACCUUUUUUAUCUUCCUUUUUUAAUUAUAUAAUAUAGUAUUUGUCAAUACUAUUGAGUCUUUUUUUCUUAUUUUCGAAUAUGCAAUUGUUCAGUUUUCACUCUUCAAUGGUUAUUCCUUCAAUAUUGUUAAUAUAUUUGUUGUUAUAAACAAAUUAAUACAAAAUUAAUACAAAUAUGCUAUUUUCUUGCAUUGAAUUUAUUUUCCAGACAUAUAAUUAUUUGAAUACAUCAUUUUGUUAUAAAUAAUACAGAUACUCUAAGGAAUGAAAUACGGAUUUUUGCAGAUUUUUUUACAGGUUCAAUUUUCAAGCAUUUUGUCCGCCAAGUUGGAUUCACCGUUUUGAUUAUUUUAUGACGUUAUUUUUGUACAUUAUUAAUUUGUACCUUUUGAAACUUUUAUAUUAAGUUUGAAGGCGUUCAAGCAAAUAGAUUCAAUUUUCGAAAAUUCCGUCGCCAUAUCGGACCAUUUUGAAUUUUUAGGAAUCCGACAGUGGUUUUGAAUUCAGCGACCUCACAAACCUAUAAUAUCAUGCAUGAUGUGAAGAUCCGCCCGCUCCUCGCUGAAUUGCGUGCGACUGAAAGGGUUGAGUCCUUGAAUUGCUGCAAAAAAAUAUAUCAGGAAAUCCAAAUCUCCAAACAAGACAACGAACUUGAAGAGUUACACUUAUUCGUUAUCCGAGUGGCCGGAUAUCUGGUUAGUGUUAGGUCUGAGACUGCGAAUUUUGGAGCUCUUAUUUAGCGCAUACCGAUUGUACGGGUUGGCAAAAUUGACCGAGGGACUCUACUGCUCUGCUCAUUUGUGUGUGCGAAAACGGAGCCGCCGUGAUAAGAGGACGACGAAGACCCGCAGGCGUAUGUUUACCUCGCUGACGGUCUUCACUUUUUCACCAAUGUCGUCGUCGUCGUCGAGGAUAUCCUCGCGGAAUAAAUCUCGCAGAAUUAUAUGUCGAGUCGAUAGACUAUCGUCGGGGCGCGCGUUCGGAAGACUGCAAUGUAACGAGAGACGUAGAUUACUACGUUGAUCGGACAUGGAUUGUUUAAAUAAAAUUACAACGCGUAUGCCUUGUCGUCCAGUUUUUAGCAAUAAGCACGAGAUUGUGCUCGCUGUAAAUUAUAGAUCGCUUGUAAGAGAACGCGAUGAUCAAUCGGCGUUUGAAGGUGACUUGUGAAAUACGGAGGGACAUUAUACGAGGUUGCAUAUCGUAUUUGUUACGAAUGAUUGCUGGCGGGACGGGAAAUCACGGCGACGUCGAAGGUGACGGGAAGAUGAUCGAAUUAUGAUCGGGAAGUGAGUUCCUCGGGAUCAUUUUCUCGUCAUUUCGACACCAUUGCAAGAUUUUCCGUUUAGUCCGGCACAUAGCAUUAUACAUAUACAUACGACUAAUAUUUCUUGUACAUUGACUCAGAUACGCCGUACACUUUAAUUGAUACCGCUAAGAGAGAUAACGAAAGGGAGAUUUUCAGCAAAGCAGUACGAAUUAUUUGCACGACGGAAUCGCGACGGAGAUCGUGAAAGAUAUCGCGACAGAUAGGCGUACACACACACACUCACAUUCUAUUAUAGUAAGUAUCCUUUCGAGUUUCAUUGAGAAGAUCGUUUGUACUCUCGCUGAAAGUUCUGAUACAUCGCUAGAUAAUUCUUAAUUAGAGAUAAAACUUUUCCUCGUACGCGAUUUCAUCCUCUUAGAGGAUAUAAAUUUAAAUAGUAUUUAUAAUAUAUUACGGCUGCGCGCGCAAGUUUCGUGGCAUCACCCAGGCGGAACAAAAAAUCACAAUAACGUCAAAAUGACAGUAAAGUGACUUCCAAAUGUCACUUUUUGAUUAUGGCAGAAAAUGGAUAAAAUAAUGACUUUGGAAGUUACAGGUUUAAUUUUUUCCAAAUAAACACUGUUCGUUAUAUUUAAGUUGCACACGUUAGUAGCUACAAAAUUGUUCGUACAAACAAUAUUUUAUUUAUUAUAAUUACAGUUUUGCUUGUGUUUUAUAUGGCUAAUUAAAAUUACAAAUUAAAAUUUAUUAUAAUUUUAAAUGCAACUAAAACUUUUUUGCAAUAGCAAUUUAUUUGUAAGGAAUAGUUGCGUAUUUUUAAGCUGCGUUCCGAUAUUUAUUGCCAUUACUAAAAACCGAUGGUAUAUGUAACAUGAACUAUAGAUUUUAAGUAUCGGCAGUAAAUAUCGGAACGCAGCCUUAAAAAAAAUAUAAACAGUUGAAUAUGGGGAAUUUAAGGGCGUUCUAAAAUGCCAUAAAUGAGGAACUCAUUGACAAGUCAAUACAGUCAUCAAAAAGUCAAAUUACUGUUCUGUUUAAGACGUUAAAUGAUAUCAUUUUGAUUUUCUACAUAUAGUUGUCUAUAAAUUAUAUAAUAUAUAAUAUAAUUGUUCUAUAAAUAAUUGUCAUCUUGAUGUCAGUUUGACUUUUACAUGACUUUUUGUUCUGCUUAGGUGCACAUUCGUUUCUCGACCGUUUGUUUUUCUUCGAACGUUACUCGCGUGGCAAAAGUGUAGAACGUAUGAGAGAGAGAGAGAGAGAAGAGGUUGGUUUAUGCAAGUUCACGUUAUUUUAUAUUUCUUAGACAAUAAAUCAAUCUUGAAGAGGGUAAGAUUAGACAUCACAAGAGAUUGUCUCCGAAUAUAUAAAGAAGUUCACGUUAAAAUCUUGUACGGGUCCCUUUGAACCAGCUUUUGAUUGAGAUUUUCUUUAUACUUCCGCUAGUUAAAUAAUUGCAUACUCUCGAAGCGUACAAAAUAUAAGAUUUUAAUAAACAACAUUAAGAUAUUCUAUCUAUUCUCUCUGACUAAUUUAGAAUCAGUCGAUCUCUUAGCGAAACUGUAACUCUACGAUUUCAUACCUUUACUCUUUCUCAAAAAUUAAGCAAAUUUGGAGAAACCAAGACACGAAUUAAAAAAAAAAAAAAAGAAUAUGUUACACUCCCGAAGUUAAAUAUACAAAAAUUGAUGCAUAAAA
Dinoponera quadriceps is the source of this 10779-nucleotide messenger RNA. It is a transcript of the gene Ubr1, whose product is annotated as E3 ubiquitin-protein ligase UBR2. Bases 774 to 6125 code for a protein of 1783 amino acids. The transcript is spliced from 3 exons. Gene Ontology annotation, biological process: ubiquitin-dependent protein catabolic process via the N-end rule pathway; protein ubiquitination. NCBI's taxonomy places the organism in Eukaryota, Metazoa, Arthropoda, Insecta, Hymenoptera, Formicidae. The record is from RefSeq and is a predicted model, not a curated record. Gene Ontology annotation, cellular component: ubiquitin ligase complex; cytoplasm. Gene Ontology annotation, molecular function: zinc ion binding; ubiquitin protein ligase activity.